GGAUGCGGAUUGGCACCACUGCUGUGGACCAUAUAUCUGGGCUGGGUGCUCAACGGGUUACACAAAGAACCGGCAUUAUGCAAUGACACAGUCAACACCACAUAUGCCGACGACCUGCCCUACAGCUGGAUUGUGGCCUACGAGUCCAUGCGGGGCAGCUUAGCUGGCCUGAGCAGGAGAGGAUUGCGAAUCAGCACGGACAAGACUGUUGCCAUUGUCUCUCUUAGUGGACCACAGGCGGACAACUGUCUAUGGCGAUACACUGUGCCACAUCCGGAGACGAAAGGUCCAUGUCUCAGAUUCACCAUAGAUGGGAAGGCGACCUACAUCAAGCUGGUUACACAACAACUGUAUCUAGGAGUGAUGAUUGGCUAUGGAAAGUUUGAGCAGCAAACCUUUGCCCAUCGGCUUUCUUUAGCGAAACACACCUACAGUCGUUUGUCGGCCGUCUUCAAAUGCAGAGAUGUACCUUGCUUCCUCAGGUCCAUAGCCAAGUCACAUAGCAUGUUCACACAUGAGACCAACGAGGCCUUCGCGAGCCGCAUGAAACUGCCGAACCCGGUGCAGAGGCUCCUUGAUGCCCAGCUGCGACGGAUUGAGUCGGAUAGACAUCACUUCAGCCCUCCGAUGGCAGGCUCUCCUCAACAACAAUGGCGGGAGCUGGUGAAGGGGCAGCUCUUAGAAGCCAGGGACAUGGACGCACUCCGAAAGGUGAAAACUAGGCUACGGCUGGUGCAAGAUGUUCUACAUGAACAGUUCAGCUGUGAGGAGUGUGGCCAGGCUUUUAUCACCCAGGCUAACAGUGUACAGAAGACUGCUGCAUCGGUGGUUGAACUAACUAGCAGGCCACGGCGCAUGGAAGGGGACCGGUGCUUAAAUCGUUGGACCAUGACGAUCAACAUGGACAAAGACAAAAGAUGCCUGGAGGAGGCCACGAAGGAGCUGGAGCUGCUCAGGGCCCUUGCCCCGGCGGAGGUGAUCCAAGUGGGGCCCCCAGGACAACUGGGACAGGCCACACCGACGUCGACGACAACGCGGACAUCCCAAGAUCCAAAGGGAAGCCAGGACCGAGCCUCGAAGUUCCAGCGUCCAUGGGACAGUUCGCAGGCCGCCAAGACCGCAGCAAGGGCUAUGGAGGAGGACCAGGACGAGGAGAUGAUCGCCGAGGACACGUACGACAUCAAGUCGUUCCUGAACAUGGUCCUGCUUCGCCACGAGGAACCUUGCCACCAGUACCACCAGGUGGGCAAGACAUGGCACGAGACCAAGAGCCAAACACCGGAGCAGCUGACCGCCCCGAUGAGUGUGGUGUUGAUGCAGCGCCAGCUCGUGACGGUCCUCGAGAGGAUGACCAAGAUGAUGGAGACGCCCUCCUCCCGCUCUACAGCGGUGGGACUGGGCUGGUUGUCAGAGAAUGAGCAGGAGAUCAUGGGGCUCAGGUGGAACGCGGAGACCAGGCAACAUGUUCGCGAACAGAAGAUGCCUCCCCUACGAGUGCAAGAUGUCAAGGCGGCCCUGGAGGAGCUGAUUGUUCUCAUCAAGGAGCCCAUGGUGGUGGCCAGAUACCACGCUACCCGCCCCUUGAGCGAGCAGUACCAGUCGCCCACCCUCACGAUGCUCAUGGAAAUUGGGCCAUACAUAGUGGACGCCUGGGGUCCGCAACACCCCUUGCAGAUAGCCAAGCAUCGCCCCUUCAAGAGACUUGAUCAUAGCAGCCAGCUUCUGGGCCAGGGGGCUCCGCUGAAUCCUCUCUUGCCUCAAGAAGACUCCUGCCUGGUGAGAGGUCUCCGUGCGGAGUCCAACCUUUUCUGGAGGGCCCAAAUGGGGGGAUGGCGUGCUCCGGCUCGCCAACACGAUGCCGCGGAGUUCCUUCAGCAUCUGAUGAGCAAGCUAACUCUGGCUGCAACAACGCUUGCAGUGACCUGGGAGGCACGGCAGCCAGAUGACUCGCACUGGCUCAGAACGGAUGGGGGCCAGUCGGUUCCAUGGUUGCUGCAGCCACCCUAUGUGGCAGAGGGAACACUGCCACGGCCGAGGGUUACAGUUCAGCAGAUGAUUGAUGAGUGGCAUCAGCAAGACGGCUGUGUUUGGGAGCUUGGCAACUCCUUGCUUCCAUUCUUGUCCACCGCUGGACAGCUUCCGGAGGACUUGGCAGCAGCAGUGCUUCGGACCGCCUCCGAGAUU
This is a messenger RNA of Symbiodinium sp. CCMP2456, 2184 nucleotides long. The record is from the annotation of a GenBank genome assembly. NCBI's taxonomy places the organism in Eukaryota, Dinophyceae, Suessiales, Symbiodiniaceae.